AUGACCGAGUCGAACGGCGAUCUGAUUGGCGGCUUGAACGAGAAUCCAAACAGCGAGUCGAUUAUCAGGUCACAUGACUUCAAUUCUGGGGGAAGAUCAGAAACGAAGGCAAUGUUGAAGUUUUCGAGCUGGGUGGUGAGACCUUGGAAGAUUGGGCGGUUGGUUGGUUUCGGGAUCAAGCAAUUUUUAGCGGAGGAAGGGGGGUACUCUUUAAACACGGCCUGGGCCACGGCCAGACCGGCCAAUUCCAUCAGCUGGUCGAUGGAGAACCCCAUUGACGACAUCAGCUCUUUGUCCAGCAGUGCGGCCUUUGCAGCCUCGAUGGUUCGGAAAGACAUUGGAGACGAUAUUUUUGGACCUGAAUCGAUUCCCAAAAAAGCCGGACCGCAGCAUGGCAGACAAAAAUCAUCAAGCUAA
Molecule: messenger RNA, 417 nt
Organism: Ogataea philodendri
Lineage: Eukaryota; Fungi; Ascomycota; Pichiomycetes; Pichiales; Pichiaceae
Exons: 2
Coding region: 1-417 (138 amino acids)
Source: RefSeq, a predicted model, not a curated record